Conger conger (European conger) is the source of this 2583-nucleotide messenger RNA. RefSeq names its product dual specificity protein phosphatase 3-like. Gene Ontology annotation, molecular function: protein tyrosine/serine/threonine phosphatase activity; MAP kinase phosphatase activity. The record is from RefSeq and is a predicted model, not a curated record. Lineage: Eukaryota; Metazoa; Chordata; Actinopteri; Anguilliformes; Congridae. Gene Ontology annotation, biological process: protein dephosphorylation; negative regulation of MAPK cascade. The transcript has 3 exons. Bases 170 to 781 code for a protein of 203 amino acids. Gene Ontology annotation, cellular component: cytoplasm.
UGUGUGCGCGCGCGCGCGCGCGCGCCGUACGAGUUGCAGGAGAGAACCAGCGCUUCAGACUCUGGGCAAACAGGACAGAGAAUUGCAGCAGGGCAAGGAACGAACACCUCCCCGAAGCGCAUAGAAAACUGACACUUGUUCGCCACGUUUGGAAAGGCUGCUCGGUACCAUGAAGAAAAACAGUCCGGCUAAGGUACCUGCCCCAGCUGAAGUCAACAUGUCAGACUACGAGGUGUCUGUGCAACAGCUCAACGAUCUCCUCUCAGACGGAAAUGGGUUUUACUUUCUGCCAACCCAACAUUUCAACGAGGUCUACCCCAGAAUUUACGUGGGCAACGCGUUUGUGGCGCAGAAUGUGAUGCGACUGCAGAAGCUGGGUGUGACGCACAUCCUGAACGCCGCGGAGGGGAACUCCUUCAUGCACGUCAACACCAGCGCCGAAUUCUACUCAGGAUCCGGGAUCACGUACCACGGCAUGAAGGCUAGCGACACCGACCACUUCGACCUCAGCGUGUUUUUCGAGGAGGGAGCUGACUUCAUGGAGAAGGCCCUGGCGCACAAAGACGGAAAGGGGAAGGUGUUUGUGCACUGCCGCGAGGGCUACAGCCGGUCCCCCACCCUCGUCAUCGCCUUCCUCAUGCUGCGGCGCAAGAUGGACGUGUGCUCCGCGCUCGCCCUGGUGCGGCAGAAGAGGGAGAUCGGCCCCAACGACGGCUUCCUGCGGCAGCUCUGCCAGCUCAACGAGCGCAUCGCCAAAGAGGGCAAGACCAGGCCUCAGUGAGAGUCUACAACAGGGUACACACACACACACACACACACACACACACACACACACACACACACACAGACACACACACACACACACACACACACACACACACACACACACACACACACACACACUUUCCUAUACCUGUGAGGUCCGUGACGUGGCAAGAGCAGGCCUCAGUGAGAGUACAGCAGGGUACAGAUGCAUGCAUAUACACAGCCACACACACAUACAGUGCAUCCGGAAAGUAUUCACAGCGCUUCACUUUUCCCACAUUUUGUUAUGUUACAGCCUUAUUCCAAAAUGGAAUAAAUUCAUUAUUUUCCUCAAAAUUCUACACACAACACCCCAUAAUGACAAUUAAGCUCUGCUUAAGAGCAAGUGAGUCUACAGCAGGGUACAGAUACACACAUACGCACAAACACACACACACACACACACUCACACAUAUGCACAAACACACACACACACACACACACACACACACACACACACACACACACACACACACACACACACACACACGCACUGCCUGCCCCGUGUGCGGACAUUGCAGGGUUUAUAUCUGAGCUGUACCUGAGUGGACAGAGGGUGGAGAGGAAGGGGAGGAGCCUGUUGCCCUGGGCGAUGCUAUAAUUCAUCCUCUCCCACUCUCUCUCCACUGCACUGCCAUAUGCCACUGGCCCUGGCUUCCCAACCUUACCUCUUGGGUUUCAGAAUCUUUCGAAAUGUAAAAUAUCAUUUUUGCAGGGGUGUCCAUGGAGUUUUCUACUGCAGGGGAGAGGGUGUAUUGAGUUUCAGAUUCCCAAACCACACCAAUCAUAUUAUACUUAUGGUUCAGGUGGGUGUGGUUCCAGGAGCGUACUGCUUUCAGUAUAUGUGUACAUAGAAAUCUAUCUUUAUGUAAUUUUGAGGUACAGAGCUGUAUUCCGCACAGGAAUUUGCCUUCUCACAAACAAAACUCAACCUACCUAUCACACUCAAACGCACAGAGCUAUUUUCUGACUCCUGAACUGCCAUACAAAUGAAAAAUAGUUUUCUGAGGUAUCAUGAGAUUAAAGUCCAUACUUUCCAUCCACUGAAAUUAUGAUUACAUCACACAGUUAAGUCAGGGCCCCUCCUGUUAAUGACUUAAAGGAUCCCACGUCUCUCUCUAUGCCUGCCUUUCACGCUGAAAUGGCCUGUGCUUAGUUGGAUACUAUGGGCAUUCCCGAUCGCACACGUUCACACCAGCUACAUCUCCUCUGUCAGGACACGGUCUUUAAAACUUGUGUUUAUGUGAACAUCCUCCUGUUAUUCUCGCACAGUUGGGUCUUAUUCACGCACUCACACACGCACACACACACGCACCUGCAAUUCAAACCUUUAUUAUUUAAGUUUUUUGUUGAAUGUGGAGUGAUGAUAAUAGAGGUUGAAUGUUCAUGUUCAAAAUGUUUUAUUUGUAUGUAAACAGUAUAUAAGUAUUUCAGUGCAGGAUAGGUGCAUUUGUACUCUUUAUUUUACAUUACAUUUACAUUAUUGGUAUUUGGCAGAUGUUCUUGUCCAGAGCGACGUACAACAAAGUGCAAAUCGGAAUCAGGGGCAAGUGCAAUUACAAGUGCUAAGUCUACUGACAAUGGAAUAUAUCAAAAACCGUUUUUAUGCAGCACAAAGCGAUAGAAUGAUUUACACAAUACACCGCUUACAUAGCCAAAACGAGAGCAGCCAGAACACCAUCCUAACAGGGAGGUGACCUGUGGUGGCUGAAUGAAGAGGUCUGGCAGGCAUGUAGGGUCUGAUGAUCUUUUGGAGGUAAGCUGGUGGGGUUGGGUGUG